Molecule: messenger RNA, 729 nt
Organism: Eremothecium sinecaudum
Lineage: Eukaryota; Fungi; Ascomycota; Saccharomycetes; Saccharomycetales; Saccharomycetaceae
Gene: SEC62
Product: Sec63 complex subunit SEC62
Exons: 1
Coding region: 1-729 (242 amino acids)
Biological process (GO): post-translational protein targeting to membrane, translocation
Cellular component (GO): endoplasmic reticulum; endoplasmic reticulum membrane
Source: RefSeq, a predicted model, not a curated record
AUGUCGGAAUCAAGUUCUCCACUAUUAGUGGGUGCUUUACUACGCCACCAUAAGGAACUUAAGCAAAGACAAGGCUUAUACCAAUCACGUCAUAUGGACUUUUUCAGAUACAAGAGAUUCGUAAGAGCAUUGAAAUCACCUGAAUACCAUAAGAAGUCUCAAGAAGAGCCGGAAUUGUACCCACCCGUCAAGACUGACGAUGAUGCCCGUGAAGUCUUUGUUUCGUUGAUCAAGUCGCAGGUUGUUGUACCAUGCAAGAAGUUGCACUCUUCAGAGUGCAAGGAAAACGGUCUUAAGCCCGACAAGGACUAUCCAAAUCUACUUCUCUCAGAUAAAGCUACCCUAGAACCGGAUGAGUACUACGUAUGGAUGUAUACCCCCAAGACAUGGCUAGAUUAUGUUACUGUUAUUGGUGUCAUUGUGGGCAUACUCGUGUUUGUCUGCUAUCCGCUAUGGCCUUCUUCCAUGAAACGUCUCGUAUAUUAUUUGUCCCUCGGAUUAUUAGCUCUCAUCGGUUUAUUUUUCGGUAUAGCCGUUAUUAGGCUUUUUGUAUACGUAUUAUCGCUAGCUAUGGUUAGUGAGAAGGGUGGCCUAUGGAUAUUCCCUAACCUCUUUGAGGACUGUGGUGUACUCGACAGUUUCAAGCCGCUCUAUGGUUAUGGUGAGACCGAAUGCUACAGUUACAUUAAAAAGAUGAAGAGGAAGAAGAAGAACAUUCAGAAGAACUAG